AUGACAGGAUAUACAUUUUCAACAUUAUUGAAUGAAGAUGAUAAACAAAGAAUCAAUGAUAUCUAUAGUUUCUGGUUUGGCACUACCGAUGAAGAUCUACUGAGAGUUGCCAACUACAAUUUGAAUUUCAAACUUUGGUUCGUAACAAGCGAGGCCGGUGACCUCGACAUUAAAAAUAGGUUCCAAGCGACUCUAGAGGAAGCGGGUCAACCGGAUUCACCGCUUCUCGCCCGUUGGCGUUCCGAUCAUCGUGGAAAGAUGGCUCUCAUUCUACUGUGUGACCAAUUCUCUAGAAAUAUGUUUAGAGGCACCGGUCAGAUGUUCCAAUACGACCCUAUUUCGUGUGGAAUCGUAUUGGAUAUGCUUAGUGAAAACUCGGACAAGUCAUACUCCUUCCCGGAGAGAAUGUUUUUCUAUGUCGUACUGGAGCACUCGGAACAACUUGACAUUGUCGAGAGAUCGGUGGAGAAGACCAAAGAGUUGGCAGAGGACGCCAAAGAAGUAUCACCGAUCUACGGCGGUGUUGUUAAAUAUGCUCAGGAUCACUACGCCAUCGUAAAGCAGUUCAACCGUUAUCCGCAUCGCAAUGCAUUGCUUGGUCGAGAAAGCACAGCCGAGGAAACCGAAUACCUAUCAAACUCAACGAAUGAAUUCGAAAAAUCAGUACAAAAGAAAGUUACAACAACGACAACAAUAACAACAUCAUCAACAACAACAACAACAGAACCAUCAUCAUAA
This is a messenger RNA of Heterostelium album PN500, 738 nucleotides long. RefSeq names its product DUF924 family protein. Lineage: Eukaryota; Evosea; Eumycetozoa; Acytosteliales; Acytosteliaceae. The transcript has a single exon. Bases 1 to 738 code for a protein of 245 amino acids. Gene Ontology annotation, molecular function: protein binding. The record is from RefSeq and is a predicted model, not a curated record.